UGUUCAAAUCAGUUCACCACCAAUUUCGGUAUCUAGAGCAACCAAACAACCAACAAUGGCAUUCAAAUUCACCAUUCUUUUCGCCGCCUGCAUCGCCGUGGCCAGCGCUGGCAUCAUUCCCGCCGCAGCGCCACUGGCCGCCGUGGCCCAGGUGGAGGAGUACGACCCCCAUCCCCAGUACACCUACGGCUACGACGUCAAGGACGCCAUCUCCGGGGACUCGAAGAGCCAGGUGGAGACUCGCGAGGGCGACAUUGUCCAGGGCCAGUACUCGCUGAACGACGCCGAUGGCUACCGUCGCAUUGUGGACUACACCGCCGAUCCCAUCAACGGAUUCAACGCAGUGGUGCGCCGUGAGCCCCUGGUGGCCGCCGUUGCCGCCGCUCCCGCCGCCGUGGUGGCCGCUCCAGCCCCAGUUGUCCGUGCCGCCGUCGCUGCCCCCGUGGUCCGUGCCGCCCCCCUGGCCGCCGCCUACGCCGCCGCCCCAGCUCCCCUCGCCUACGCCGCCCCCGCGCCCGUCGUCAAGGCCGCUCCCCUGGUCGCCGCUGGACCCGCCAUCGUCAAGACCCAGUUCGCUUCGCCUCUUAUCUCGUACGCCUAUUGAAAUGCUGAAUAGGCCUCCACGACCCGACAAUUGCCGUUAGUUGUUAUUGAAAUAAAGGAUGUGAUCUAAUUGAAUGACUA
Drosophila erecta is the source of this 684-nucleotide messenger RNA. It is a transcript of the gene Ccp84Ag, whose product is annotated as larval cuticle protein A2B. Gene Ontology annotation, cellular component: extracellular matrix. The coding region runs from base 56 to 604 and encodes 182 amino acids. Lineage: Eukaryota; Metazoa; Arthropoda; Insecta; Diptera; Drosophilidae. The transcript has 2 exons. The record is from RefSeq and is a predicted model, not a curated record.